AUGACAACCACAGAUAACAAAGGUGACAACAAGCAGCGAAGUCGCAAGGCCAGAGACAGCCAAAAGGAGGAUGCCAAGGCCAAGGAAAGAGGCCGAAGAAGACAGAACAAAAAGGAUCCAUCCACCACAGUAUCACCUGGUGUUGAAUCUGGAAAGGAUGGAGAAGCUCUUGACAAGUCGAGUAGAAGCAGAGGCCAACGUCGCAAUCAUCAAGAGGACCGUCAAGCCAAAGACAAAGCUCGCACCAGUGGAAGAUCCGGUUCAUCCUCUCGACCAGGCGUUUCGCAUGAGACAAACUCUUCAGGAGAUCUGGCUCGCAAAAAGUCUUCUGGCACUUCUACCAGCAGUCGACGUUAUUCUCCUGACAGGAAUGGGGAAACGAUUAUUGGUAGCCCACGAACGCGUUCCUCUCCUCGAAGUGGACGCAAAAAAGGAGACGAUAAGAAAAAUGGCCACAGCAACCGCCAUCGCAACCGAGGAUCUUCCAUUCCUGGCGUGCAGGCUGAAAUAAAUGAUCGGGACCGAGCAAGUCGCAAAGAGGCACGGCAAAGCAGUAACACUCGUGGGGUCGGUUUGGAUGGCACAAUUGCACCAAACAAAGACGAUAAAUAUGCUGUUCAUGCCAGCAUUGUGGGGGAGGAAGAGUUCAAUGAAGGACAGCGCAAUGAGGACGAAGAAGCUCGGAUCAGCAAAAGGAUCCAAGAAGAAGCCACAAGACUUCGAGACGAAGAAAAACGUCAAGAAAAUGAGCGCAAGAAACUAGAAGCAGAACAGAAGCGCAAGAAACGGCGCAACUUGGUGAUUCUCGUGGUCAUCCUACUUCUGAUUGGCAUUGGUGUUGGAGCCUACUUUGGCACCCAAGGGAUAUCAAGUACCAACUCAGUUGACAAUGGCCAAGCAGCUGUGGUGAACCCUGCUGAUGAUACUACAUCCCAAUCUCCUUCAGCUGAUCUAACCGCUGCUACUACCAACCCUCCAUCCCGCAUCUUCCGCCAGAUCUGGAAGAUUGCCAGCGCUUGA
Molecule: messenger RNA, 1020 nt
Organism: Cylindrotheca closterium
Lineage: Eukaryota; Bacillariophyta; Bacillariophyceae; Bacillariales; Bacillariaceae
Source: the annotation of a GenBank genome assembly